AUGCCUCAGUGCACUCCAUUCUUCUACACGCCGCCUGGAUUCGUCCACCCCGAAAAGAACAUGUUGAAGCACUUGAAGCAUCUUGUCAUCAACGAAGUCAUGACCACAACUCUAGUUACGAUCUUGGCACAGUUCGAGUGUCUUGAGGAAGUCAUAAUUAAGAAGAAGUAUAUCCUGCGCCCAAACGGUGGAUUGAUCAAGCGCCGAGAUCCCGUAACGAAGAAGCGUGUUGCGCAGUCCCAAGAUACGACGGAUUUGGAAGCGGAGUGGUUGAGGUCGGGAGUCGAAGUGGCAGCUGCACGAGAGAGAAAUGAUAAGGAAUUGAAGAUGGCAACAGGUUCACACACUUUCAAGCUUCCCGAGUUGUCGUUUGUUAAUAGUCGGAGGGAUUGGCAACCUACGUGGUUCUUUAAGUUCAGAGCUCGAAAGGCAAAGGAGCUUACUGUAUUGGAGGAGAAAUGA
Molecule: messenger RNA, 462 nt
Organism: Mollisia scopiformis
Lineage: Eukaryota; Fungi; Ascomycota; Leotiomycetes; Helotiales; Mollisiaceae
Exons: 1
Coding region: 1-462 (153 amino acids)
Source: RefSeq, a predicted model, not a curated record